AUGGCCAACAAGCAAGAUCCUCCUUCAGCCCGAACGGCAGCCGCAACUCAAUGUCCAGUCCUGACUUCACUUCCGGCGCCAUUGAUUGAGCGCAAUCUUGCCAUUCAUGAGGAACUCACUGAAUUGCACGCUCACACAGAGUCUACCGUGCCAUCAUGGAUCGACUCCCUCAUCGCAGAAGAACGUAUUCACGCGUACUACUCCCAGCUCGGCGUCUCGCUCUGCGAGCCCACGGCUGUUGCCGACCAUGAUAUCGAGUCAGAUGUGGAGCAGCUCCCCCAAGUCGACUACGCUUCUUCCACCAAACAACGGCCGGAUGCCCGAUUCACUGUUAGCUCGGACAACCAAGUUUGCGCUUCACUGAAGCUCUUUGAGAGUAAAGUCGCCCUGGAUCAGACCAACAUCCGCCAUGAAACACCGCUGGAGCGCUUCCUCACGCCAGGAUACAGCGAUCCGUGCUUCUAUGCACAGCCUGCACUAGCCCAGGCGGGCAUCCAGCUAGGGAGCUUGGAGGGAAAGGAGAAAAGGAAGCGAAUGGCGAGGGAGAAUGUGGAGCGUGUCGUUUCUAGGAGAGUGGACUCGUCACCCUAG
This is a messenger RNA of Aspergillus aculeatus ATCC 16872, 591 nucleotides long. RefSeq lists its product as uncharacterized. Lineage: Eukaryota; Fungi; Ascomycota; Eurotiomycetes; Eurotiales; Aspergillaceae. The coding region runs from base 1 to 591 and encodes 196 amino acids. The record is from RefSeq and is a predicted model, not a curated record. The transcript is spliced from 2 exons.